AAAUAGCAGCAGAUGGUAUAGAACUGUCACGAGCAGCGACUUAACCUGCUCCCCCACGUUGCCAGUCCCCACUCACUCGUAUCAUUUUUCUUAAAGCUUGAUCUUCGUGACAACCCUAUGAGGACAGAGAUCACGCUGUCCCUUGCUGGAGAAGAGGAUGGAGGCCCUUGUUCUAAACCCAAACUCUCAGCAUGCUUUAUCCUGCACCACGAGCUCCUGGCAGCAUCCCUGGCACCUGAAUAGCAGUUGGCUGGAAAAGGUCGGGGAAAGAAAUUCCAGCGGCCUCGUGGACGUCAGGCAUGGCAUCUGUAUUCUACCGCGAGCCACUUUCCGCAACCGUCGGGAAACGGAUGAUUGCCACAGGUCCAGAUUAUAUAAAGGAUCAUUUACCUAAAAUUCAUCAGCACACUUCCUAUAUCGGAGAAAAGCGUCCAGUGUUGGAGAAAACUGGAGAUCUCCAAUAUUUAUGGAGGCCUGCCUCAAACCUGAGCUUCCCAGCAAAAUAUAAGCAUGAAUAUGUCGGUGGAGUUGGAUGGGGAGUACAAGAGUAUAAUUUCAUCAACAAAUCGAGACUGGAGAGUGGCUUUCAUAUCAAGUAUGGAGAUUCAAGUAUAGCUGCUCUGGAUAAAAUAACUCACAGAUAUCAAAAUCCAUGGCAACCCGCACCUUCCGUCCUGGAUAAACAAGGGAAAUACAGCCGUGGUUUUCUCGCCUGGCACCUGAGCGACUAUGAGGACACAGAUCAGAGAAAGUCCCAGGGGGCUGCCCUCGUGAGGCAGAGGAAGUCUCCAGCCAGAGUCUCCGGAGCAGCGAAGCCACCGAAGGCGCCUCAGAAGGAAGAGGUAGGAUCCCCAAUUACUCUCCACAACCAGAAAAAAAAUGACUUGGUGAAGCAGGCAAAACGCCUAGAACGUGUAAACAAAGACGAGGGCUGCCGGGCAGGUGGGAGGAAUGCUUCCCGCGGGAGCGGAUGGAGAGCUGAACGCCGGCGCUGCAGGUGUCUUCGGGAGCAGAAGAGGGAAAGGUUCUAUGAUGCCUGUCUUUUUGGAGUGCUGGAGCUCCCUUUGAAACGGGUAACUUCAACGUCCAAAAAGACGUGCAGGUCUCCCACCAGAACAACGGUGCCUUUCAAAACGCAGACGGUCCUUUCUGGGCGCCGCUCUAGCAGAGACGAGCUCCGGCUGAAUGGGGACACGGCAGACGCGUUCCGCAGCUUUAACUUUGGUGUGGGACCUCCCCGGGGAAGGCUGCUGAGAGCCCCGAAGGCAAGGAUGAAACACUCGUACUGUUUCACACCGCACACAGGGGGCUGCUGCGACUGUGGCGUGGCGGGGCUCAGGUGCUACACUGAGUACACUGCACCAGUGGUCCGUCCCCGGCCUGCCCCUGGCUCCGUGUGA
Molecule: messenger RNA, 1400 nt
Organism: Ochotona curzoniae (black-lipped pika)
Lineage: Eukaryota; Metazoa; Chordata; Mammalia; Lagomorpha; Ochotonidae
Gene: SPMIP2
Product: chromosome unknown C4orf45 homolog
Exons: 8
Coding region: 300-1400 (366 amino acids)
Source: RefSeq, a predicted model, not a curated record